Molecule: messenger RNA, 4926 nt
Organism: Rasamsonia emersonii CBS 393.64
Lineage: Eukaryota; Fungi; Ascomycota; Eurotiomycetes; Eurotiales; Trichocomaceae
Product: Guanine nucleotide exchange factor
Exons: 3
Coding region: 1-4926 (1641 amino acids)
Biological process (GO): positive regulation of GTPase activity; Ras protein signal transduction
Cellular component (GO): plasma membrane
Molecular function (GO): guanyl-nucleotide exchange factor activity
Source: RefSeq, a predicted model, not a curated record
AUGGCAUCUUCCACCAACAAAGCGACCCCCGGGCCUUCCUUCGCGCCCUCCCCGUCGAAGCGGAACGAUGGGCCGACUGCGGAGUCGCCUGGUACAAGGGCGUCGACUCUGGGGAUCUCUGCUUCCAUCCGCGGCCAACGGUUCCAGUCCAAUCUUCGACGUGCCCAAACAGUCACGCAGCCCGGAGCCACCGGAAAGAAGACUGUCGUCAAUAGAGGGAAAGGGGAUCUGGCAGCCUCACUGCUUCGGGUGAAGAACAGUACCGAGGUCCUGCGGCAGCGCUCGUUGAAACGGUCAAACCCGCCCCCGGCACCGGAUGCCUCGUCCAGCGGUCGAGAAGGGACACACUUCACUGUAGGGAACGUGGGCAACAAUGGAAGGAUCUAUUUGAGGCCCCUGGCAGAUUCAUCGCUGAAACGAGCUCAUACCCAACCUUUGUCCAGUAUCUCCGCGUCGGCUCCUACCAACACGCAUCUGCAGCCGCCCAAGCCCGUUGCUCUGCGCGAUGCGAGACACAGCAUUUGGUCAACUUCUCAGCUCUCAGAGCUCCGUCCCGAUUACACUCGGGAAGGCAGCGCGGAACCGAGUGAGUCUGGCGACGCAGAGCAUCACAAAAGAGCCCACUCGUUUUCGACCAUAUCGGAGUAUGCGCAAUCAACAGACCAGAAACAUCGAGGGGAGUUUCGGAUUGUGAUCGACCGAUUCGAGCAGAGAUCAGAGUCCAACGACAAACCCUCUUUGCCGGCUCUCGAGGUCCCGAUCCCUCAUUACCGGUUGGGCACGCUCCAGUUCAACUCCGACGGAAUACCGGAUCUCCGGAGCUCUAUAUACACGCGGACCUCAGUGUCAGAUAAUGUCCUGUCGUCAGUCCCCAAAGAGGACGCUGAAAGCCCCCGAAUUCCCCCAGACUCUUAUGCUCCAGAUUCAUUGCAACCAGGGCGGACACUUUCGGUAGCGAUGUCAUUGUUUUCUGGCGCGGCUCCGAGAAAUUCCAGCUCUACGCAGAAAUCGGCGAUUUACUGUUUGAAAGGACCCAUCGAGCCGUCCAUCUUUGAUUUUCUCAUGGAGGACAUGGAUGACCCGGCCGUAGUUCGAUAUCUUCCGGGAACAAAAGACAUUAGCGCGGCUACACCAGCAAGAAUUGUCGCCCAAAUUUCUUCGGAAUCGUUCAUGGACUACGAACUCGUGUCGGACUUUUUCCUGACAUUCCGCUCCUAUCUAUCUCCAGAGACCCUUCUUGCCCUGCUGAUGGCCCGGCUUGAAUGGGCCAUCAAUCGGCUGCAAGAAGAUGGAAGAAUCAUUCGGAUCCGAACUUUCGCCGCUUUGAGACAUUGGAUUCUCAACUACUUCGCUGACGACUUUGUUACCAACCGCGAUCUCCGUGUCCAGUUUUGCGACAAGAUCAACUCCCUGUAUGAGAGCGUUAAGAGCCGGAAUACUGGUGGCACCAGUGAUAUCAAGAUUCUCGUGGACCUGAAACGGUGUUGGCAUGGACGGUGCGUGCUUUACUGGGACUGUCCAGAUCUGGCCGGUCCUGACAGCCCGGUCGUUCCAGGAGGGGUUGCGGGGAGUCGAGAUGUCAACAAGACAAGGCUCAGCGACACCCACUCGUCCAAUGCGGAUGCGGUAGUUGACGCUGAACUUGAAGCAGAACCGCCAGCGAACACCGCCGGAGCCGGACUGUUGCGUCGUUCCUCCACCACUCGUAUGCGGAACGGCGCCUCAGGAAUGGCAAAGAGGCGGUCGACGAGUGACCAGAGUAUCCAGGCCCUGUCUUGCUCAUUUCCCACGAAGCGAUCAUCGUCACCCCUAGAGAGGGGUAAAGUGCCUCAUCCGGUCCCUAUUCAGACGCAAUUCCCUUCGCCUUGUUCCAAUCCUUGCUCCCCAACCGCUGCAAGUGUCUACCGACACCCAUUUCACGAACAUAAGCGCAGUGGCAGUUUUUCCGACUCUGCUCGUGAUGACCGGGCUCCUCUUUCCCGGGCGAAUGCGGAUGGCCAGGGACAGUUUCUGUCGCAAUCCAUGCCAGGCAGCGGCAGUCUCAUCCGCGGUAACCUGCUCCCUCCUGUAGAUGCCUCUGUGGGAGUGACGUUGCCCCCGUCGCCAACUCUCUUGGACCCGCCCGACGAACCUGAAGCUCUCAAAACUCGAAGCUCAUCAGAGGGGAAUGUUAAGUCGAUUGGGGCCAGCCCAGGUGUUCGGACGAUCAUCGGUUCGAUCCGCAAGGUCUUGCAUAGCCGGCAGGGUGGACAGGGCUCUCCUUCUCAUACCGCAAACGUGAACCCCUCUUCUCCGCUAAGAGGCAAAACGGCGACCCUCCCUGUGAACGUUGAAUUCAGAUCUGAUCUUUACAAAGAUCGAAAAAAUCCGCCGUUGUCAAAGAGCUCCUCGCGGAUAGACCUUCUUUGCGAUAGAGCUAUGAAAGACUACCGUGAGGCGCUGGGUAUUCGUUCGGAGAAACCCACAUAUGAUAUCACGCUCUGUCAAGAAAAUGCCGGUCAAGAUAUUAAAUCAGAACCUGAUCCUUGCCGGCUGCAGGCUCCGAAACCUAAUGACCAACGUCUGUCCAGCCAGGUGACCUCGGGGAGUAAAUCGAUUGUUAUCGUGGAUGAUACUGGUCUGGAUCUUCCUGUGAUGUCGGGAGGGGUCGGGUGGCCUCCCGCGGGUAGCGAGAGAAGGGACGAUGAACAUGGACAUAGCGAGCAGUCUUCCAUUACCCAGAGAGACCACUCGUCCUCUGAGCACGCAGAAGUCCCUGUUGCCUUCCCGGAACACCACCUCGAACGCUAUGCCUUCGCUGCAGACACAAUGACCCUGUCCUCCCGACCUUCAACCCGACAUCGGCCAAGAUCGUUCGCGUUUACUCGCGAUGGAUCAAUUCAAAGGAGCGCUUCCGACUCGAGUCGACUUCGGAAGUAUGCUUCUUAUCAGAGAAGUAUGACACGGCAUUUUCCAGAAAGUGCCAGUGACAAGGUUACGUCUGCAUCAAGUGAGAAUCUGCCAGCAGACCAGCACAAGCCGCUUGCUCGUAUGCUUCGUAGGAGACCUGGUGGGGACCUUCGCAAAAUUCAGAACGUGCACGAUCUGGAGCCACAUUUACGACCCCGGUCCUCCGCUUCGGAUACGUCUCUCACAGAUUCCAUUACCACCUCGGCUGCUCCUUAUCCUGACCCGACAUCACCAGACAGGGCCGCGUCAACUAGAUUCUCACUGAUCAACACACAUUCAUCCCAAAAUCUGCGGCCUUCGUUUGAAGCCGCAGUCGCGGAGUUCUCCCGUAUUCCUGAUGACGAGGAUGGAGGAGUUGAGUCAACACUCCUGAAGCUCGAAGGAAAGUGGCCGCCGAAACAGUCUCCCAGUGACAGCAACUAUCCUUUUGCUCAUCACGAAAGUGGAGAAAGUGAUCACCAUGGUGACAGUCAACAACAUCAACAGGAGACUCCUGGCCAUCCCACCUGGCUGGAGCAGGGUCCUGCUGGCGAUACGAACGGAGCACAGGCCGUGGGAGGUCAACGCAUGGUGACCUCACAGCUCUACCCAGAGUCGGUGGCAGAAUCGGAAUAUUCCUACAGCUCCAUCCCUCUUCUCGAAAGGGGCCUGAGUGAUGAUUCAAUGAAAAAACCGAAAGUGAGUUCACUUCCGUCCGAGACGGCCAUGUCUCGUCCUCCCUUUAGUGGGAAUGUGAGUAAGGACACCAAUGAACGUGAAUCGUCGCAUCCAUCGAUUCAAACUGUCGACGAGACGGAAAGCCUUCGGCGGAUUCCUCCUGGUUCAACCGUCCCGACGACUGCGGAUUUUGACAGAGACCAUCGCUCGGAGCUGUCAUCCGAACUCUCGGUUGAUGUGAUCGAGAAGGAUGAAGCCCGUGAGGACUUGAGCAGCAGAACUUCGAGAGACUCACGGGGCCUGGCAAUUUCUUCGCUCGACAUACCCCCACAUCCCCUUGCCCAUCCUCCUUCUCCUCCGAUAACUAUUCCGCAGAGAGUGUCGACAGUGCCACAUGCAAAGCCGGAAACUCCAGUGGCGCCUCAGGCGCAGCCUCUGACUCCUGGUCCGUCUCCGACUCGCAAGAACGGAGGUAGUCCUCAGAGGGGUGUUGAGACGCAGCAGACAUCGAAUGACACUACCUGUAUUCAAAAUCCGCAGCAACCCCGUCAUGUCCCAUUCGUCCUUGCCUGUGAUUCUCGACUUCUCGCACAACAGUUGACACUCGUGGAGAAGGCGGCAUUAGACGAGGUCGAUUGGAAGGAUCUUGUCGAGAUGAAAUGGAACAAUAACUCAUCCUCGGCGUUGAAUUGGGUCCAGUUUCUAACCGAACAAGAACGGAAGGGGAUUGAUCUGGUUGUGGGCCGUUUCAACCUGAUGGUGAAAUGGGUUCUCUCGGAGAUUGUCCUCACUCGAGAUAUCCACGAACGGGCUCAGACUAUCACCAAAUUCAUCCACGUGGCGGCCCAUGCUCGGCGAAUUUGCAACUAUUCCACCAUGCUUCAAAUUGCUAUUGCCCUGUCCUCCGUUGAUUGCACGAGACUGCGAAAGACCUGGGAGCUAGUCAGUCCGGCAGAUAAGCGUCUUCUCAAGGGCAUGGAGAGCCUCAUACAGCCUGUUCGCAAUUUCCAUGAGCUCCGCGUCGAGAUGGAGACUGCCAACUUGCAAGACGGCUGUAUACCCUUUGUCGGCCUCUAUGUCCAUGACCUCACGUACAAUGCGCAAAAGCCUUCACAGGUCGCAGGCACCCGUGAUGGAGACGCGCUUGUCAACUUCGAACGGUACCGCACCGCCGCCAGGAUUGUCAAAUGCCUGCUUCGUCUGAUUGACGCAAGCAACAAGUACACGCUGGAGCCUGUCCACGGCGUAAUUGAACGGUGUCUUUGGAUCGCAUGCCUUUCUGAAGACCAAAUCCAGGCGCUCAGUAAAAGCCUGGAAUGA